AUGGAUGAGGAGAACUGGAUGAGAGAAAUAUAUCUUCAAUGCUGUGCGCCUUAUCUAUUUUAGGAGCGGAAACUAUGUGCCCAUCCUAGACUGGAGAUCUACAAAGGAGAUAAAAUCUAUUUUAUAUGCCCCCUUGCACGUCAAGGGGACUUCUACGUGCCUGAAAUGAAAGAGUUGGAGAAGAAAAACAGAGCAGCAGCAGCAGCAAUAGAAACCGAUGAUGAUCAAACAGAUAUUACAGGUAUGGACACCAUGAGUGAGACAAGCUCUGUCAGCCUCGAAGCCACAACUGACAUCAGUGAGACUUCAGCGGCUACCUCUGUCUUAUCUCCUUUCACGUCUGGCCACAGUCGGGAUGAGGCAGACAAUCGCAGUGAGCACAGCUACAGUGAAUCAGGGGCCAGCGGUUCCUCCUUUGAAGAACUGGACAUGGAAGGCAAUGGUGACGGGGAUGGAAUGGCAGGUCUGUCAUGUGACCUUGGCUCUGCAGAAGAACAGGACACCACCCAAGUCAAGUGGACCAAGGAGUCUAUUGCCCCAAAGGAAAAAAGGGGUGAAGAAUAAAGUUAUCUGUUUACUCAUAUUUUUUAGGGACUGAAAAGAGAAACUGAUAAUAGUUCUUGAUUCUUUUCCGUCCAGACAAACGAUUUCAGUUACUGAACCAUGUUGAGAGCUGUGCUACAUUUGGUCUGCAAACAAAUAUUUGGAGAGUGAUAAAGAAGAGGAAAUUAUAAUCAGUAGAACACUCACUGCCUAUCACACUUUGUAGCCAGACUUAAAGAUGUGUGCUAUAAUAGGAAAUUGGAAGUGAGAUGGCAUGCAGUGGUGGUGGUGAGUUCUACCUGAACCAGUAGAUAUAAGUUUGUACAUAGACUGUCCCUGGUCUUAGCAUCCUUUUACUUCUCCCUGCACUCUAUCUUGUUUGACCCCUCAUUGGCUUUUUUUUCUGCAACAUGCAUCCUUGAAUUGGUGCUACAUCUGUUAAGACCAAAGAACUGUAGCACUGAUAAUUGAAAGUGAAGAAUUGUGCACUUUCAUAUAUGUUUUUAUCAUAAAUGCAGCAUAUGAAUUCUCUUUAUUAGUAAUACAAUUAAUAGUGUCCCUUUGUAAGGUAAUGGAUUAUGUGCAGGGUUAGUGUAAUCCCAAUUAGUUACAUGUUUCUGCUCCGUUUUGCUCUAUUAUUGGUGCAAUUUCUCUCUUUCUUUUGGUUUCCAUGAUUAUAGAAUAAACCAAGUUCUUAACAGUUACAUUUAGUAUCUUUGGGAACCAAAUUCCUUCUCUAGUUUGUUAUGUGAAAGAGUCCAUCUGAAAGAAAAAGCCAUCACUACUAGCAUUAAUGGUGCCCUCUUUCUGCAGCCUUAGAAAAGAGGCUGCUGAGAAUGAGGAAUAGCAAAACAAGCCAAUGACGCAGUAGGUGACCCAGCUGCAUGUGCCAGUACUAGUCCUUCAAGAUUGUGAUGCAGUAGUAAUUGAGUAUAGGAGAAGAUCAAUGUGUUCAAUGCUGUAAUGUGGCAGAAGACUCAGGUACUGCGGUAACCAUAGAGGACUUGACCCAGUGUGUGAACCAGUGCUGAAAGUUAUUGUAUGUUAUGAGUUGGUGAAGCUGAUUCUUCCAACAUGAUUCCAGAACACCUCUUACAACAGGAUGAAAUGAUGAUGUUCAUCUUUUUGCACUGGCAAUACUUUUGACUGCUUGGUCAGAACAAACAGGUCUCCAUAAAGAUAGUAUCCUGAGAUAUUGAAUCAAAUUUGUCACUCCUGAAUCUUUAGUGAAGCUCUUGUACGAAGGAAUCAGUAGCUGAGAAAUGUGUUAAAUAGUUUGAAUCCUCACAGCUCCAUUAUUGUAGCUUGAGGAAGCCAUCAAGACAGCAGAUUGAAGAAAAAGUUAAUAUCUGUGUAUUAGGGAUGAAGUAUUGAAAUAUUCUGCUUCUCCCCAGCACAUUCUUGGUUCUCUUGUUUGCAUCCUCUUUGUAGAGAUCAAUGGUCCACUCUCUUUCUUAAUGGAUUUGGAUCCAUACAGUGGUAGAGGAGUUCAAAAUUUAGCCACCUUCAGACCUGCCUUGUUCUGAACAUUGAUUUAGCCUGGAGGAUAAUCAAUGGAAUGCAGUGUUAGAAUGGUCUUCUUUGAGCUUUGUGGUCCAUAAGGCUAUUUAGCUCCCUCUCCCCAAGCAAUCACAAUUGAUUCCUUACUUUCUUCUUUGUGCUCUGUUGUUGUUGCCUCUAAGGUCUCAAUUUCAGGUUUAGCUUAAAACUAUAUUCAUACACUCCCAAUUCUCAUUUAGCGUAGCAAACCAAAUCAGCACUGUGCAUCAGAUGCUUGGAGUGUAGCAUGGAUUUGUUUGAAUGAAAAUCUUCCAAACUGUCUCAUUUUAGCACUCAAAGGCUUCUCUUGUGCAGGACUCCUGAACAGCUAGUCCAGAGCACCUGUCAACAAUGUCUCUUUGUUCAUAUAUCUGUUUGCAGAUUGUGUGCAUUCCCAUUUCCUCAGACAUGUUUGAAUGUCUUGUGCUUAUAUGCCUCUUCAUGUCUGUAGUUCAAUCUAUACUAUACUUAAGCCUGUGCUCAGGCUUACGGCUAAAUUAGACAGGAUACCAUUUAUGCAAUUGCUGUAUGCUUUUCCUAUAUUCCAAAAACUAUUGGGAUACAGAGAAAUGAGGAGGAGGCAUAUAGAUAUUAGUAUACUAUGCCUAUCCCCAGAGUUCAUUUGACAUGACAACAAUAUUCUCAUUCUCAUUCUCUCUCCCUCCCUCCCUUCCUCCCUCCCUUCCUCUUUUCACAAUGAGGAAAAGGAAGCAAUAUAUCAGUAUCAAAGUAUUUUUACUGGAUUAUGAUGUUUCAUUUAGGUAUGUGCAAACAUUGUGUCUCCAGCAUCUUCUUUUACUCCUCUGGACCAUGCCAUCUGGUCAUUCUAGGGUUGGUCUAGCAACUUUCUGGAGGUAAAGCUUCAGGGCUGGGCCAUGCUCAAACUACUUCCUACUCAAAAAGAUUUCCUUCUGGAAAAAUCACUUCCUACUUCUGGAAGAUUUCCUACUUCCACAAAACUGCUGGACCGCCCUUGAAGCUGCCAAAUCAGUGUGGUCUGAGAAAGGAUGGGACAGUCCUCCAACCAUCCUGUCUCUGGAAUGUUUUGCACAUUCCUAGCUUUGUUGUAAAGUGUAUGUGCUUGUCUCACAUGUUUGUGGACAAACACUGUACCUCCUCAUAUGUGUUUCCAUGUAUGAAUAUGCAUACUCAUACAUGUUUAUAACCUGCAAGUGUGAGGCUGUGUGGUGUGUUUACAGAUAAUGGCAUAUAAAUUAGCCAUUCUGCAUGUGCCUAUACACAUAUAUUCUUUUCUUAAGCACAAGUAAAUGUGCUUAAGCACAUUCUUAAGCACAAGUGAAUGUGCUGUUUAUUUGUUAGCAAUGUUUUAUAGAUACAUACAAAACCUUCAAGGCAGAUACAUACAGUAAUUGAACCUUGUUUCCGAUUAUAGGGGCUAUUUUGCACACUUGGAAACCAGCAUGUUGGGAAGAAAAACAUUUUCUUAUCUAGAAAACUUGCAUAGCAGGGCAACUUCUCUUUUCUAAACUAGAAAGCUGUUUCCUUGAUUUGCAAGUUUUUCACAAACAGGAAGUAAGGCUGCCCAAAAUAAAUAAAUAAAUAAUCUUCAAACAGCAAAUCCCUCAUGUACCUUCUAAUAUGCUCUAUGUUCAUGAGUCAAAAUGUUCUCCUUGCUAACCUGAAUCACUUAGGGGCUCAAGUGCAAACGUUUAAGGGGGCAAUUAUUUCAUGCCGAAAAAGAACAGGUUCUUCUUUCCUGUCUUUUUUUUUAUGGGAGUACAGAUGAAUGAUUUUUUUCCUUCCAUUCUUCUUUUCCCUAAUGCUAAGCUUUGGAAAAGUUUUUUUCUUGCCCUGAAAGUUAACAAGCAAUAUGAACAGAGCCACUUUGACUGCUCGGAGAUGUUGUAAAACAUGGGAAUAGGAAGAAAGUCACUGGGCAUGCCAUGUGCUGGGAUGAGGAACUGGGGAUUAGUUAUUGUGGCUCCCCUGAGAUUGAGAAAUGACUCUCACUAUGAAGAUGCGGACUGGAAGCAGUCCUCAAAUCAUUCACUGUUGGGUAGAUCUUCUGAUUUAAUAAGACUACACAAGAGUACCAGUUGCUUUAUUACUGUCAGAGAAUAGAAUUAUAACACCUUAAUCAUUCAGAUGGAGAAAUGUGGCACAUUGUCUACUUGCCAUGACUUGGACCGAGAGCAGGAAAAGCCAGCCACUUAAUGCUUCUAGCCCUCAUCGCCUUUAUUCAGAGUUGGCCAUGGAAGUUUUGCUUUGUGUAAAGACUUACCAAGUUGGCUUCUGGAGGUGAAUACUAAACCUAACAUUUUUCUGGGUUUCUCUGAGCACUCCCCCAGUUUUUGGCAGGGAGGGGCUGCUAAAGGACUGCUGCAUGCAAUGACUGGGUUUUGGUUGGUAAUCAUCACUGAAUGGCUAGCAUUUUGUAGACAAAGAAUUUCAGAUGUGAGUGUAGAAUUAUUAAAAAUCUUGGGUACCAUCCCUUGGGCCAAACUUUAGAGUGUUUAUUCUAGUGUUGAAGAAGCAAAAGACCCAUCUGUAUUUCAGACUGCUUCAGGCAUUAUGUCCCAUGACUGUGUCUUUCCCAGGAUUGCUGGGGUCAUGACUGGAGCUUGCUCCAUUCGUGCAUCUGUCUGACAGACAGCUUUAAGAUGUUCUCCUUAUUCUGUGGUACGUUUCUGUUUCUCUGUUUAACACUUGCUGUGAUUGUGGAGGGACUGGGUGAUGUGAUGGUGAGUAAUACAUCCAAGCAUCUCAAAAACAACUAGUGUUUCAUCUCUCUUGCUCUAAGCACAACUGGCUCUAUUAGCUUUACUGGCAGUAAAAAAGCCUCAGUAAUCUACAACUGGUAUAGAAUGCAGUACUUCAAAAUUAACAUAUUUGAACAAAAUGAUGCUGCUAGAUAAAGAAGACCUGUUGUUAUUCUAAUUUUAUUGUUGCCCAUUGAGACCUUUCAGAGAUGAAGACAUGCAGCUUUCCUGACAUCUUCCUUUCUUAAGCCCAAAUAUCAUCUACUGUGAGCAUCUCAUUUUCAUUACCAUCUCAGUGUUCUGAAAGAUCAGUAGUACCUGGUUAGAAGCCUGCUGAUGCUUAUAGAAGUCUCUCAUUAAUAAGGCUGAGGUUGUGAUGAUAAGAAUAAUCUGGGCAUCCAGAAAACUAAACAUGAAUGUAUGUGGAAAAGGAUUCUAAACAGCAUACAAUACAGCACAUUCUUCCUAUGCUUUGGUUAGCAUCCACAAACUCAAAAUUAUUAAGAGUGCUGAAAGGUUUGGUACCAGAUAAACAUUAUUCUGAACACCUUAAAGUUUUGGUGUUGCUUCUAUUUUCUGCUAUGCUUUACUCUUUUAAAAUUCCAUGUUUUUCUCUGCCUGUGUAUCCCAACAUGUUUUCAGUCCUAGAAGUCUAGAUAAAGCCAUCUUAUUCAACAGAAAAAUGCAGUGUUCCCUACAUAUCCCAGUUGGACUCACAUAGGACUAAUUCAUGUAUGUCUAGAUGGGGUAUAGCUCCAUGACAACAUGUCUCUUGAUCCAACUGUUGUCAGGAAGAGUGGGUCUGAAGUGUUAUUUCUCAUCCAUGUAUGUUCUUUGUUGAGGCACUAUUUCAUAGGCACACAGAAAUUAUACCAUAUAGCUCUCCAGAGUUCUGAAUCCACCCAUUAAUACAUAUAAAGUACCUAUUGCUAAUGGAGAUAAUCAAUUUCACCAGCACUCAGAGUUGGUUGGCUAUACUCUGUAAAUUUCCAUAGCAAAACAAAUAUGGUGGUAUGUGCAAAGUGUAUUACCAUGAAUCUAAUAGUUUGCCUACACAAAAAGCAGCUGGCAAAACUGAAGUGGUUGUAGGAGAACUUGCAUGUAAACAGGAAGAGGUGUUGUGUUUGGCUCUCAAACCCACAGAUUGUCCUUCAGCCAGCAACCUGCACUGUAAAGCAAUAUGGAAUGACAGCUUAGAGCUUGUUAAUCAUUAAAACACAAACAAAGCUGUGAGAGAGGUUUGCUUAUUAGUUUGGUCCUGAAGUGAAAAAUUUUGUUCUGUUAUAUAUUUAAUCACUAUUUUGGUAUAAUGUACAAGGCUUUAAAUGAUCUAUGUGCCAGACUGACUAAAACAUAGGUGUUGGGUGAGCAGGGUGGUGCGGGGGUGGGGAGGUGAAUCCUUGUUAAAAUUAAAAAUGGCUCAUAAAAAACAAGCCCUUGUCCACCGCAUUUUGUGAAUGCUCCAUACUAGCAAAACAGUAACAGCCUCAUGAAUGACUGAAGUGGAACCUGCCUCACAAUUGGUAAAUCCUGAAGUAUCAGUGAUUCUUAUGAACUAAAAUACACACCCAAUCAAGAUACACAGAGUGGGGAGUUGUAGCUUUCUCACAUGCAGUGGUGGAG
This is a messenger RNA of Python bivittatus (Burmese python), 6425 nucleotides long. The record is from RefSeq and is a predicted model, not a curated record. NCBI's taxonomy places the organism in Eukaryota, Metazoa, Chordata, Lepidosauria, Squamata, Pythonidae.